Messenger RNA from Besnoitia besnoiti, 1674 nucleotides. RefSeq lists its product as uncharacterized. Gene Ontology annotation, biological process: cell division; chromosome segregation; mitotic cell cycle. The transcript has 11 exons. Gene Ontology annotation, cellular component: spindle microtubule; outer kinetochore. Gene Ontology annotation, molecular function: microtubule binding. Lineage: Eukaryota; Apicomplexa; Conoidasida; Eucoccidiorida; Sarcocystidae. The record is from RefSeq and is a predicted model, not a curated record. The coding region runs from base 1 to 1674 and encodes 557 amino acids.
AUGGGUGAGAAAAUGCCAGGAGGGGCUUGCGACUAUGUGCAGAUUGACCGGCCCUGCUUGAGAGCCCUGGGGCGAUAUAAAUGUUCAGCUGGCAUCCUGCCCUGGGUGCCUGCAAAGUUAGUCUCCUGCAAAAUUCUGCACACUGUGCGGCUUGGUCUCGAGCAUCCCCAACUUAUUUGCUCUCGCUUAUCAAAGUACCAUUCAGGCCAGUUUGACCUGCGGGUUGGAGCUCUUCUGCGGUGCUGGCACCUCUGUCUGGAGCGCGGAGCAGCGCGGACUGUUUUCGCCGCGCCCACAGCCAGCGGCCUCACCCUGCGGCUCGCGGAGCACGGGGCAACCACGAUAAUGGUGGUUCCAGGUUCCUCAGUCCCGUCGAAGUCCACGCGUGUGCGUCAAAACUUGCUUCCCAAUGGAGGACGCCAUUCACCAACUGCGCGACAGGUUGAGCAGCGACUGGAUCAGGAGUUUGCUCACAUCUAUGGUCCGGAACGCCAUCCUCGUCACCUGCUCCAGCGGCUGGCGAAAGUGCAAAAAAAUAUCCAGCUGCUCUCUGAGCAAUUCCAGCUGAUCUUCACAGCGAAGUCACAACUCGCAGACACGCUCCGCCAGCAGCUGCGCAGCUAUGAACUCCUUGCGACUCUGCAGGAGGCCGCCGGCGGCGAGGCUCCGGCGCAAGACGUGCGGUGCGAACAGAUAUACCAGGAGGGCGAGGAGCUUCUGAGGCGAUGGAUGAACACGGACCAGCGCGCGAUGCAGUUCCCCGAGUUCGCGGCCGACGAGCAGGGAGCGGAAGGCAAGGCUGCGACCGCCGCCGCCCCAGGCCCCGCGGGCACCCCCGACGCGGCUGUAGACGGCAUCUGGGCGAGAACCCAAGAUCACGUGAGUCGAAGAAACCUCAGCUCAACGCCUGGAGAGGUGAAUUCCGCGGUCGCCGGCGCCGCGGAGGCGUUUCCCGCCGGCCUUCCGGCGACUGUCUUGGGGCGGCCCGAGCCCGCUCCGGAGGCUGCAGCUCCGGGCUCGAGAGACAGUGGGAACUCUGCGGGAGAGAAAGCGCUUUCUGAACAGCAGACUUCGGGUGCCAGCGAAGAGACGAGAACCGAAGACUGUGUCUGCGGAUUCUUACCGCUCUCAGCUCCGGUAUUUGAACAGGUUCCAGCGUUGACGCGGCGAAGGGCGCGCCUGCAAGACGUGAACGCGCUGUUCCACUGUCUUUUUCACAUGCGCUACGAGAAGGGCAGGGAAGGCGCGUCGACGACCGUCAAAGAACUCAACAAAAUGAACUUCACGGUCGUGGGACAGACUGGCGAAGCGAAGCUCUCAACUCUUCGCUACUUGCGCCUGAUCGAAGUCAAUGGCAGGACAGGAGAAAUCCGUCUCCUGGCGCCUCCGAGGAAGACGCGAGCGGCUGCAGGCGGCCGGCGAGGUGCCUUGCGGGGGUCGCGUCAUGCAGGAACCGCCGUCCGGGCUUCGUCUCCUUCCUCUUCUGUCAUUUCCCGGCGGCCGCCUCCAAGUCGACUGGGCGCUGUGUCGAGAGCUCGAAGCGGCAGCUGGCAAGAGGCCAGCGGAGGCCUCGCGGCGAAGCGAGGAGGGGCUUUGGCCUCCGCAGGCUCCCGAGCCCCAACAGCCAGGAGGCCGGACGGCACUCAGAGCAGAACGUCUCUGCUACGGCGGUAG